Molecule: messenger RNA, 1561 nt
Organism: Oryza sativa Japonica Group (Japanese rice)
Lineage: Eukaryota; Viridiplantae; Streptophyta; Magnoliopsida; Poales; Poaceae
Product: umecyanin
Cellular component (GO): plasma membrane
Molecular function (GO): electron transfer activity
Source: RefSeq, a predicted model, not a curated record
UUUGAAACAGAAUAAAACGCAUGCGCCCAUUAAUUUGGUCUAGUAGAUUAAGCCUGAUUUGGAAGAGCAUUGAAUCAGUUUAUAAUUUGUAUAGUUGUUCUUUUGACAAUACAAGACAUUUCAGGAACUAAAAGCCCAUCAAUACACCAGACAGCAUGCAUCGAUCGGCAGCCACGUCACAGUUCACAGGCCCACGACAAUUUUAAUGGGCCAACGGUUGAAAAGGUGCCUAGAUUACGAUCACGGUUACAACCUGCAGAUUAUUUGGCUAUGAGCUGUUUUCUGAAUGGAUUCCUGCUGAACUUCAAUAUACUUCAUGCUCUGAUGUCUGACAGCAAACAAAAGUCCAGCAGAGGAACAAGAAGAGAAAAUUUGUUUACUGACCAUGACUCCUCUCUCUGAACGGCUGAACCUUAUUGGCAGGCAGCCAAACAUAGCAAGAACACAGGUUGUGCACUGAAAAUGUUUGCUGCAAACUUGUGAUCCCCUACACACUUGCCAAUAUUAGGGAAGAGAGACAAGAACCAACAGCAAAAAUAGGCAAGAAGCUAAGCUGCCAAUCUGCCAUGGAUUCCAACUCCAUUACUUCCUUUAUGUCUUCCUCCUUGCCAACUUUUCCCCCUCCCUGCGGCUCUCCCCCUUACACCAUUACAAUCUUUUCUUCCAUUGGAGGAAGUAAAGGUUAGGUUUGUAGCAUAGGGAGAGUCUAGGGCGGAGAGAGACAGAGGAAGAAGAGGAAGAAGCUAUCGGCCACACGGUCAAUAAAGAGAGCGGCGAGAAUGGCGAGCAGGACGCAGUACGCCUUCUUGCUCCUCUCGGCCUUCAUGGCCUCCCUCUUCGCCGGCUCGGCCGCCGGAGUUUACCACAUCAUCGGCGCCGGCAAGGGGUGGCGGAUGGCUCCCAACAAGACCUACUACGCGGACUGGGCUCGCACCAGGAACAUCAGCGUCGGCGACAAGCUCAUGUUCCUGUACCGGAGCGGGGUGUACAACAUCGUGGAGGUGCCGACCAAGGAGCUGUUCGACGCGUGCAGCAUGAGGAACAUCACAAACCGGUGGCAGAACGGGCCGACCAUCAUCGAGCUCACCCAGCCCGGGCCGCGCUACUACUUCUGCGGCGUCGGCAAGCACUGCGAGGAAGGCGAGAAGGUGGCCAUCAACGUCUCCGUCUCCGCGCCCACGUUGCCCGACUCCGACGCCGACGCCGACGACGACGACGCGGACGACAGCGACAGCUCGGCCGCCACGCCGGCCACCGCCGCCGACCUUCUCAUCUACCUCGCCGGCCUCGCCGCGUGCUUGCUGCCGGCAUUGUUGCUAAUAUGAUCGGCAUGCGGAGUCGCAGCUGUGUGCAGUGUGUGUAUGUGUGCGUAUUGUGGCAGGCAGGUUGGGUGUGUCAGUGUGUGCAUUGUGACUGUUUCUUGCAACUGUGUGCGUGAUGAGAUUAGUACGGAGUAGGAAUUAACCUUUGGCUUUUGGUAGGAACAAAGAUUUUCUACACCUAGAUGCCAUGGCACCUAUCAUUUCCAUGCGACUCAAAUAGUUAUAGAAAAAUUUGAAAA